Rotaria sp. Silwood1 is the source of this 1113-nucleotide messenger RNA. Lineage: Eukaryota; Metazoa; Rotifera; Eurotatoria; Philodinida; Philodinidae. The record is from the annotation of a GenBank genome assembly.
AUGAAACGUGAAACUCAAAAGGGUAUAUCUUUAUAUGUUUGUACAAAUAAAUCUUGUACUCGAAGUGUUACUUUACAAAAUGAUACAAUAAUAAAAUGUAACGGUAUAACUCAUGAUCAUGAUCCAAAACUAAAUGAUAAUGUAGAGGUUGUAUUAACUGGAAUAAAACGUCGUGUAUUAGCCGAUGUGGAUGUACCAAUAGGCAAAAUUUACGAAGAAGAAGUUAAAAGGUUUCGUCGUGUAAAUGGUUCAGCUGCUACUAUUCCAGUUUUUGAUGCUUGGAGAUCAACCUUAUAUUCUAUUCGUAAAACAACUGUACCUUCAGUACCAACAUCGAUAGAUUCAAUUACAAUUCCUGAUAUUAUGUCGUUUACUCAUUCUCAUGAACAACUUUUAUUUUGUUAUACCAACGCACCACACAAGAUUAUCGCCUUCGCAUCAGAAUCAGCACUAAAAAUAUUAAGUAAAAAUCAUCACUGGAAUGCUGAUGGAACCUUUCGUACAGCACCAUCAUUAUUUUCUCAAGCUUAUUACAUACACAAAGUGAAGAAGUAUGGUCUUACAAAAUUAUCUAAAGAACAAAAUAUUAGAAGACAAAUAGCCAACAUUAUUAGUUUACCUUUGGUGCCAACAAACGAAAUUAAUAACUUCAUGGAGCGUAUAAUUGAUGUAUUAUCUAAUAUUGAUUCGAAGUUUGAUAAAUUAACAGAUUAUGUAUUAAACACUUAUGUUGAAGAUGGUCGUUUUUCAUCUGUUUUAUGGAAUCAUUUUGAUUCCAUUGGUGAAAGAUCAAGGACCAACAAUCAUCUUGAAGGCUGGGACAGACAGUUAAAUGCACGUAUUCGAGUACAUCCAGAUCUCUGGACAUGGUUCAACGAAAUUAAAUCGUCUAAAGAAUCAGUAAUGAUUCGUCACGAGCAAGAACAAGCUCAACAGCGUACAACAAGACCCAGAAAGGCAAUAGAUAUUCGCGACGAUGCAAAACUUAAAGCAGCAAAAUUAAAAUCUUUGCAAGAUCAAGAUUUUGAGUCAUAUGGAAAGGUAUUACGCAGCAUUUGUCAUCGCUACAUUGAUGUUCUAAUUCAUUCGAAAGAUAGUAGUGAUGAGGAGUAA